ACUUCUAGUCUCUAGAUGCUCUGUACUCAAGGGACAGUUCCUGUAUAAAGCUCAUGAUAAAGUAACAAAAGCACACUACAAAAAAGCAUAAAGAAUUACACAAACAGGAACAAUGCUAAACAAAGAUCUAUGAUACAUGAGCUCAGAUGAAAAAAAACUUCAUGGGGUGUGUUUUUUUACAGCUACAGAUGUCAUAAUCUCAUCAAGUUUUGAUUUUUAUUGUGGACGAGAUUACUGUUGUUAGUACUGGAUUGGGGCUCCGUUGGUCUGCUUAGGCCGUUGUGAAAUUACCCGACGAUUUCACAUUAUGGCUUCUUUAUCACAAGAGGAACUAGAGCACAAGUACUCAUGGUGGUGGGAUAGUCACAUAUGUCCAAAAAACUCAAGGUGGCUUCAGGAAAAUCUUACUGACAUGGAUUCCAAGAUAAAAUCAAUGAUCAAACUUAUAGAAGAGGAUGCUGAUUCCUUUGCAAGAAGGGCGGAGAUGUACUAUAAAAAACGGCCGGAGCUUAUGAAAUUGGUUGAGGAAUUCUACAGAGCAUAUCGAGCAUUGGCUGAAAGAUAUGAUCAUACAACAGGAGUGCUCCACCAGGCCCACCGAACAAUGGCAGAGGCAUUUCCAAAUCAAAUCCCCUUUUUACUCCUCGACGAUGCACCUACAAAUACCGGUUCUGAGGCUGAACCAAAAAUACCUAACAUGUCAACUCCCCCACAAGCAUCUUUUUGCACUGACGAGCUCCAGAAUAAUGCUCCUGGACUAUCUUUUUCUCAUUCUCAUACUAACAAAAGAAAGGAGGUGCAGUCUGAUUCUGCAAUUAGUAAAGGUAGUCUAGAACAGUUCAAUGGUUUAUUUCGUUAUGCAGAAUCUAAGAAAUCAGAAGAAGGUAGGGUAAGAAGAAGUCUUAACUUCAAUGAUGAUGUGGAGUCUGAGCAUGUGAAUAAAUUUGAGGAGGAAAUACUAACAUUAAAUGAUGCCUUUGCCAAACUAGAGGCAGAAAAAGAUGGUCUAAAUCAGUAUAAACAGCGUCUCGAGCAUGUACAAAAGCUAGAAGUGGCUGUUUCUCAUGCUGAAAAGGAUUCUCGCGAACUGAGAGAGCAAGCAAUCAGGGAUAAAUCUGAAAUUCAAGCCCUGAAGAAAGUUAUCUCCGAGUUUGAAGCUGAAAAAAAGGCCGGCCUUUUGCAAUAUGAGCUGUGUUUGGAGAAGAUCGGUAACCUGGAGAACAUUUUAUUUCAAGCUCAGAAGAAUGUUGUGGAUCUUGAUAAACGCGCUACUAAAGCUGAAGCUGAUGCUCACACUUCAGCUAAGGAACUGGCUAAAGUAGAAGCAGAAAGGGAUACCAUUGUCAAUCAGUAUGAACGAUCUUUACAGAUGAGAUCGGACCUGGAGAAAAAGGUACUGCUUGCUGAAGAGAGGGCAGAAGUUGAAGUUCAAACUUCAAAGUUUGCCAUCUCAAAAUUGAUUGAAGAGAAGGAAGCUGCAGGAAUAAAAAAUGAGCAGUGCUUGGAGACCAUUUCUUCUCUAGAGCUUGAAAUCUCUGCUGCGGGCAAAGAGGUUCAGAAUCUCAAAGGUGAGAUGAAUUGUAAAAUUGAAAAGCAGUUUUCGCAGGUAGAGAUAUCAAACCAGUCACUUCACACAGAGUUGGAAACUUUGGUUCUGAAGGUAGACACUCAAAGUGAAGAACUUACACAGAAACAGAAGGAGCUAGGAAGACUUUGGGCAUGCAUACAAGAAGAGCGAUUGCGGUUCAUGGAGGCUGACACUGCAUUCCGAACUUUUCAGCUUGCUCACUCACAAGCUCAGGAAGAUCUGAGAUCUUUGGCUUCAGAGCUACAGAAGAAGUCCGAAACUUUGAAGGAUAUUGAAACUCAUAAUGACAGUCUGCAGAAUGACAUAUUGAAGCUUAAAGAUGAGAACAAAAGCCUAAAUGAACUGAACCUAUCAUCUACUAUUUUCAUGACGGGAAUGCAAAAUGAUAUUUAUAGAUUAAGAGAAAGAAACGGGAAGCUGGAAGCUGAGAUCGAUCUUCGAUUAGAUCAAGGAAAUACUCUUCAGCAAGAAAUUGACUCUCUGAGAGAGGAAUUGAGAGAUGUGAACAGUAAACACCAUGCAGUUUUGAAGCAAGUUGAUGCAGUGGGCCUAAACCCAGAAUCUUUUCAAACAGCGGUGAAGGAAUUGCAGGAUGAGAACUUGAAACUAAGAAAUUCAUGUGGGAGAGAAAGAAGUGGGAGAGAAGCCCUUGUGGAGAAGUUGAGAACUUACGAAAAGCUUCUUGAUAAAAAUGCGGUCUUGGAGAAUUCCAUGUCAGAAUUAGGGACUGAAUUAGAAAAUGUGAGAAGGAAGAUUAGUGUGCUGGAAGCAUCAUGCCAAUCUCUUUUACAGGAUAAAUCUACUCUUUUCGAUGAAAAGGCAUCUCUAAUGACUCAACUGCAAUUAACUGCUGAUCAUAUGCGGAAACUCUCGGAGAGGAAUACCAUUUCGGAAAAUUGCCUUUCUGAUACACGCGAUGAACUUGAAAUGUUGAAGGAAAAGUCAAAGAUUUUAGAAGAUUCAUGCCUGCUUCUGGUCAAUCAGAAAUCUGGCCUUGUUACAGAAAAUGGUAAUUUAUCUUCCCAACUUAAAUUAACUCAGCAACUCUUGAAUGACAUAGAAAAGAGAUCAAUGGAGUUGGAGGAGAAUUGCUCAGCUUUGGAGAAAGAUAAGAUAAUUACACUUGAUGAAGUAAAAUGUUUAAAAGUUCACUUGGAGGUGCAGAAACAGGAGCAAUACAACUUUGCUCAAUUGAGUUCCGCACAAUUUGCCGGUUUAGUAGACAAGGUCCAUCUCCUACAUGAAGAAAGUUGGAACAGAAUUAGAGAAUUAGAAGGAGAACUAGAUAAAGCUCUCGACUGCCAAAUUGAAACCUUUGUCUUGCACGAAUGUGUACAUGAUCUGAGAGAUAAAAACUCAAUUAUGUUGAUUGAGUGCCAGAAACUAUUGGAGGCAUCUAAAUUGUCGGAAAAAUUAAUUUCUGAGCUAGAGGAAGAGAAUCUUGAGCAGCAGGUGGAGGUGAAAUGUCUGUUUCAUCAACACAACUCACUACGAAUAAGUAUGUCUCAGCUGCUGAAAGCUUUUAACAUUGUUCCAGACCAUGCAUGCAAACAUGAAGAUAUGCAAGGGAAAACGAGUCUGGACCAUAUUUUAAGCAAAGUUGAAGAUAUUAAAAGUUCUCUAUCAAUAACUCAGGAUGAAAACCAGCUAAGGGAUGUUGAGAUGUCGGUACUUAUUACUCUACUUAGUCAAUUGAGGUCAGAAGCAGAAACUAUUCAGAUUGAGAAAAACAUUACUGAUAAAGAGUUGCGGAUCAGGUCAGAACAAUGCAUGAUGCUUGGAAGCGAGUGUCAAAAACUUUCCAAGUUGACAGAAGAGCUGAUAAUAAAAGUAACUGAUGGGUAUCAUAAAGAAGAAGAACUCAUGAAGAGGGUAGAAAAUCUUCUUGGAAAGUUGUUGGUUGUUGAAGGAGCUUAUGAUAAUUUACAAGAGGAGAAAACACGAGUUUGUGAGGAAAAGGAGGUCUUAGUGAAGGAACUUUUAAAUUUAAAGAAAAAGAAUCACACUGUAGAAGAGGAAGAGUAUGCUAUCUAUGGUGAGAUGGUGUUUUUACAUGUUCUCUCUUUAAUUUUCAUGAAUUUUCUGGAUGAGAGAUCCAAAGAAAUGAAAAGGCUUAGUGAUGACGUGGACAAACUUCAUGGCAUCAAUGAUGCCCUAGAAAAGAAAUUGAGCAUCACACAGGAGGAGUUGGAUAAUCUGCAAGUGAGGAACCUGUGUCUGAAGGAGACCUUGAGUAAGACCGAUGAUGAGUUGAGAGAAACCACCUAUCAUGUUGGUUACUUAAAACAAGACAUUGCAAACGGCAAGGAUCUCUUGCACCAGAAAGAAAGGGAUCUUUUUGAAGCUGAACAGAAAUUCAUUAUUUGGGAAAAUGAGAAAUUACACUUUUCUAAGGAUAUGGAUACUUUAAAGAGGGAAUAUGAUGGGGUUCAGAUGAUCAGGGAAGAUCAAGAGAAAUACAUAGCCAAACUAAGUGGAGAUAAUGAUCGUCUAAGUAAUGAGAAUCAGUUCCUUGCUAAAGCAAAACGGAAAUUUGAGGUUGAGUUGUGCCUUCUGCGUGAUCUACAGGAAACAUCUAGAAGCAAAGAGGAACACUUGUGUUCUGAACUGCAAAACAAAAAUGAUGAGAUUGACCUGUUGCAGACACAAGCAGUAGCGCUGUUUGUGGAGUUGCAAUCCUCCACUGUAGCUCGAACACUGUUGGAAGAAAAGGUCAACGAGCUUGUUAAGAAAGUCAUCAGCCUUCAAGAUGAAAAGAAUAUUAACAGUAUGAAAAAUGCAUUGCUUGAUGAAAAGUUUGGCAUUCUGGAAGGUCAGAACGAAGAACUCAAAUCUCAGUAUGUUAAGCUUGGCCAAGCUGUGACCUCACUGAUGGAAAGUGUAUCGUCCCUGGAAAAGCACACAUUUAUGCAUAAAAAUAUUCAAGAACCUACUAAUGAGGAAGUCAAGGAGGUUCACUUGCUAGAUCGGGAUGCCAUCAUUCCAUAUGCAUCAUCAAACUUGCACAGUUUGCAAGUAAGAAUCAAAGCCAUUGAAAAUACAGUCAUUGAAAUGGCAAGGCUUGCGACACAGGAUAACCUGAAUGCAUAUAGCAAAUUGGAGACUACAGUGAAACAGAUGGAAGAAUUAAGAACUGCAAACCGCUCCCUUAAAGGAAAGCUAAAGCCAUUAUCUGAAAUCUCAGAGUUGCCUGGUAUUCCGCCAAAAGACAUUAUGCUCGAUCACAGAUCUGAAAGUUCAUCAUACGGCCUAGGCAGGAGACACUAUGUUGGGCCAGAUAAUCAGAUGCUUGAGUUGUGGGAAACUGUGGAUGAAGAUAGCAGCAUUAAUCUUUCUGUUGGGAAGGGAAAGAAGGUGGUUGGUGCACCCACCAAAAAAGAAUGGUCUGAAGCAUUAAAACAUAAGGGUGCGUCUUUCUCUUCAGAUUUUAUUGUCGAGAAAGAAAUAGGAAUGAACAUAUUAGAGAUCUCAAGAAAAUUCAAAGAAACUCGUCAGGAAGGGAACAAGAGAAAGGUCCUGGAAAGACUUAAUUCUGAUGUCCAGAAAUUGACGAACCUUCAGAUUACUGUGCAAGAUCUAAACAGGAAAGUUGGGAUCAUGGAGAAAAGCAGAAGUGGUAAAGCUCUAAACGGAAAUGAUAGUAUAAAGUUGAAGCUGGAAGAAGCUGAAACAGCAAUUCAGAAGUUGUUUGACCUCAACGACAAAUUAACAAAAAAUGUUGAAGAAAUUUCAACGCCUUCUGCUAAAAUUGCUACAAUGAAGUCCGGAGAUAGUGGGAGCACGAGAAGGAAAAGAAUUUCAGAACAAGCGCGAAGAGUGUCUGAAAAGAUUUCCGAGCUGCAGUUGGAGAUACAGAGAAUACAGUUCGACUUGAUGAAAGUCGACAAUGGCAAUGAAAGCAGAGGUAAAUUUAGAGUUACAGAGACCAAUAGAAGAAUCCUUCUCAAGGACUAUCUGUACACUGGGGCAAGGAAAAGCCCCAGGCGAAAGAAGGCUCCAUUUUGUGCAUGCAUGGAGCCUCCAACAAGAGGAGACUAGUCUGCAUGCUGUAGAAUCCAUAAUUAUAUCCUUAAUAGUCUUUGUAACUUCCUUUAGUAGACUUUAUAUAGGACCUAACAGUAAUAUCUCUUUCAAAACAGCUUGUAAUAUUUUCUAUUAAUUAAUUCUAAUUUUUAAGAUGCU
This is a messenger RNA of Daucus carota subsp. sativus, 5770 nucleotides long. Its product is annotated as protein NETWORKED 1D. The coding region runs from base 308 to 5626 and encodes 1772 amino acids. The record is from RefSeq and is a predicted model, not a curated record. Gene Ontology annotation, molecular function: actin binding. The transcript is spliced from 4 exons. Lineage: Eukaryota; Viridiplantae; Streptophyta; Magnoliopsida; Apiales; Apiaceae.